Messenger RNA from Cooperia oncophora, 144 nucleotides. The record is from the annotation of a GenBank genome assembly. NCBI's taxonomy places the organism in Eukaryota, Metazoa, Nematoda, Chromadorea, Rhabditida, Trichostrongylidae.
AUGACUAGGCAGACGACAAUGCCUCAGAUAUUCAUAUGUGGACGUUUCGUCGGAGGAUGUACCGAUCUAGAAAAACUGCGAGAGUCGCGAAAGCUUUACGAGGCUGUUCUCGAAUGCACCGCAGAGAAUAGUCAGUCUGAUUAA